AACGUCGUGCUCCUGACCUGGCUCGAGCCCAUCCUGGCCGUGGGCUACCGGCGCCAGCUCCAGCUCGAGGACCUCGGCGAGGUGUCGCACUUCGACCGCGCGGGCGAGCAGUGGCGGCGCUUCCGGGCCAUCCUCGGGCCCUACGAGGCGCCGCAGCCGGCGGACGCGCCGCCGCGCUACCUCUACCGCAAGCUCUGGCGCCUCGUCGCGCCCCAGCUCGCCGCCUUCUCGCUCAUGAUUCUCGCCCAGGCCGCGCUCAACUAUUUACGGAUCUACGCGUUCAAGGAGUUUCUGCAUUUGCUGACGACGGGCACGGCGGGCGCGGCCGAGGCGCUCUGGGCGUCGCUCCUCGCGCUCAUCGCCGCGCCCCUGCUCAUCUCGGCGCUGCGGUCCGCGAGCUCCGCGCUCCAGUUCCGCAUCGCCCUGCGGUGCCGCGCGGCGCUCAUCAUGCUCAUCUACCGCAAAUCGCUCCGCGUGAGCCUCGGCGCGACGGGCUCGAGCGUCGGCGAGAUCGCGAACCUCAUGUCCGCCGACGUCGACUCCAUCGUCUGGACCUGCGCCUACAUCGACAGCCUCUGGAUGCCCAUCCUCCAGUCCGUCGUCUGCCUCGCGUUCAUCUUCGCGCUCGUCGGCGCCGCGGGCGCGCUCGCCGCGGGCGUCAUGGCCGUCGUGGCCAUGGGCAACGCCGUGGGCUUCGGGAUCAUCUUCGGGUCCCAGCAGGCGCUGAUGGAGGAGCGGAACAAGCGCCUGAACGCAAUCACGGAGGCGCUGACGAACAUCCGCAUCAUCAAGCAGUGCGGCAUCGAGGCCGCGAUCCACACGGCCGUGACGAAGUUCCGCGCCGCGGAGCUCAAGCACCUCAAGAAGUUCCGCUACGGCAUCACGAUCCUCAUCACCUUCAUCACGUCCGGCCCGAAGAUCGCGACGAUCGGCACGUUCCUCAUCUACGCGCUCGCGGAGGGCAACGCGAUCACGCCGGCCGUGGGCUUCACCAUGCUCGAGCUCCUCGGCGACCUCAGCGGGAGCUUCAUCGCCCUGCCCGCGUCCCUCGACGGCCUCACGCGCGCCGCGACGGCGCUCGCGAAGAUCAACCGCUUCCUCGACGAGGACGAGGUCACGCGCGUGCCGCGCCUCGAGGCCGAGGCGCCGGCGCAGGCCUGGAUGCCCCGGGGCGGCCCCGCGCCCGCGGCGCCCGCGGCGCCCGCGCCCGCGCCGCGCCAGCUCACGGACGUGGCCCUGUCCAUCGCGCCGGGGUCCCUCGUCGUCGUCUACGGCGCGACGGGCUCGGGCAAGAGCAGCGUCCUCGCGGCGCUCCUCGGGGAGAUCUCGCGCGCGGAGCCCGCCGAGGCGCGCGUCUUCGGGCCGGACCCGCUCUUCCCGCUCUGCGAGCCCCGGCUCCACGGCUCCGUCGCCUACGUCGCCCAGAAGGCCUGGUGCGACGCCCACGCGACGGUCCGGAGCAACAUCUGCUUCGCGAAGCCGUACGACCGCGCGAAAUACCGCCGCAUCUGCCGCGCGUGCGCGCUGCCGCCCGACUUCAAGCUCCUCGAGCACGGCGACUUCACGAAGAUCGGCAGCCGCGGCAUCAACCUCAGCGGGGGGCAGCAGGCGCGGGUGAACCUGGCGCGCGCGUGCUACGACGACGCGGACGUCUACCUCCUCGACGACCCCCUGAGCGCCGUCGACGCGCACGUCGGCGAGCACCUCUUCCACCGGGCCGUCCUCGGCGUCCUCGGGACGAAGACGCGCAUCCUCGCGACGCACCAGGUCGCGCUCACCGUCGACCGCGCGGACUUUGUGGUCAUCGUCGACGGCGGGGCGAUCGUCGAGGCGGGGCCCGCGGGCGCGAUGCGCGCGUCGCCGCGCGUCACGGCCCUCGCCGCGGCCAAGGGCGCCGCGGAGGAGCCGCCGGCCCGGGCCCUCGACGACGACGACGCCGACGACGGCGCGGAGUACGGCGCGGAGCCCGAGGACGAGAACGCGGAGGCGCGCGACGAGGGCGCGGUCCGGCGUCGAGCGGCGGGCGCCAAUUCGACCCCGUCGCGCUUCGUAGGCACGGUCACGGCCAAAGCCUACGCCAAGUACGUGUCCGCCGUCAAGUCGCGGUCCAUGCUCCUGGGGAUCCUCGUCUUCCUCGUCGCGGCGUCGGCGUGCGACUCCAUGCAGUCGCUCUUCAUGGCCCAGUGGAUCGACGACAUGCAGGCGGGGCUCCCGGCCAACGGGCCGGGCAUGUGGAAGUACGCGGCCGCGGGGCUGCUGGUCGUCGUGACCUUUGGCGUGUCGUUCCUGUUCCAGAUGUUCGCGUCGCUGCGCGCGUCGAAGCACCUCCACUCGGAGGUGCUCGCGCGCGUGCUGGGGUCGACGGUGUCGUGGUUCGACACGACGCCCGUCGGGCGCAUCCAGAACCGCUUCUCGGCCGACUUCCAGACCGUGGACCGGUCGCUCAUGGGCUCCUUCUACGGCUUCGCGCGGUCGUGCCUCGGCCCGGUCCAGACGGUCUUCGCGUUCGCGGUGUCGACGCCGCAGCUCCUGCCCAUCAUGCCCCUCCUCUGCCUCGUGUCCCAGCGCAUCGGCCUCGUCUACCUCCGGUCCGCCCGGGAGAUGAAGCGCCUGGGCUCCAUCCACCGGUCGCCGGUCUACGAGUACUUCACGGAGUCGCUCCCUGGCCUCGAGACGAUCCGCGCGUUCCGCGGCGGGGCGCACGCGGAGGCCCACAUCGGCAACUUGGUGGACCGGUCGACGCGCUGCCAGGCGGCCCAGCUCUUCGCGAGCCGCUGGCUCGGCGUGCGCCUCGAGAUGUUCGGCGCCGCGGUCACGGGCGUCGUCGCCGUGUCGCUCGUGACGGCGCUCCGCGGCGACAUCUCGCCCGCGCUCGCGGGCUUCGUCAUGCAGUACUCGGGCAUGCUCACGAGCGCCAUCAGCGCCAUCAUCCAGACCUACUCGCAGCUCGAGAUCGCCAUGAACUCCAUGGAGCGCGUCACGGAGUACUGCGAGCUCGAGCAGGCGCCGCGCGGCACGCUCCCCGACGCCGACCUCCCGGGCGACGGCUGGCCGAGCAAGGGCGCCGUCGAGGCGCGCGACGUCUUCGUGACGUACCCGAAGACGUCCGUCGCCGUGCUCAAGGGCCUGAGCUUCUCGCUGCCCGCGGGCACGAAGACGGGCGUCGUCGGGCGCACGGGCGCGGGCAAGUCGACGCUGACCCUGGCCCUCGUGCGCAUGGUCCCGACGGGCGGCGGCGCGUUCCUCGUCGACGGCGUCGACGUCUCGCGCGCGCCCCUCGAGCGGCUCCGCGCGGGCAUCACGGUCGUGCCCCAGGAGCCCGCGCUCUUCAAGGGCACGAUCCGCAGCAACGUCGACCUCGCGGGCGAGCGGAGCGACGACGAGCUCCGCGGCGCGCUCCGGCGCGUCCAGCUCGCCGGCAUGGACCUCGACCGCGCCGUCUCCGACUCGGGCGCGAACCUGUCCGUCGGCGAGCGCCAGCUCCUCUGCCUCGCGCGGGCCCUGCUCCGCGCGCGGGCGUUGCUCAUCAUGGACGAGGCGACGGCGAACGUCGACUCCGUGUCCGACGCGAACAUCCAGAAGGUCAUCCGCGAGGAGCUCGCCGGCGUCUCCGUGCUCACGAUCGCGCACCGGCUGAAGACCAUCAUCUUCUACGACCAGGUGCUGGUGUUGGACGGCGGCGCGAAGAAGGAGUUCGGCUCGCCCGCGGAGCUCAUCGAGGCGGAGGACGGCCACUUCCGGUCGCUCUGCGCG
This is a messenger RNA of Aureococcus anophagefferens, 3753 nucleotides long. RefSeq lists its product as hypothetical. Gene Ontology annotation, biological process: transmembrane transport. Gene Ontology annotation, cellular component: membrane. Lineage: Eukaryota; Pelagophyceae; Pelagomonadales; Pelagomonadaceae. Gene Ontology annotation, molecular function: ATP hydrolysis activity; ABC-type transporter activity; ATP binding. The transcript has 6 exons. The annotation marks the transcript as partial. The record is from RefSeq and is a predicted model, not a curated record.